AUGGAUAAUGGAAAUGAGAAGGAUGAAAGGGAAACAGUUAAAGAGGGUGAAAUGGUGAAGAAGAUAACAAUAACGUUAGUGUGUGGUAAUGGGAAGGGUUCAAGAAGAGGGUCAUCAUCAUCUUCUUCUAGUUUUUGUCAGGCAGAUGAAUGUGGUGUGAACUUGAACAUGGCCAAGAGUUACAACCGCCGUCACAAGGUUUGUGACAGACAUUCUAAGGCUCCUGUUGUUUUACUUUCUGGCAUUCGUCAAAGGUUCUGCCAACAAUGUAGCAAGUUCCAUGAACUUGCAGAAUUUGAUGAUACGAAAAGAAGUUGCAGGAAAACAUUGGCUGAGCAUAAUGAACGAAGAAGAAAAAGUCGCACAGACAUGUCCUUAGGAGACAAAGCUGCUCAUGUUUCUAAAUCUGAUGAUCUAGAAUCCAAAAUUUCAAAUGAAGAGUACCAAGAAUUUUUGAGGUACAAGUCUGGAAAAUCUUCUAAUCCUGGCCAAUUCUCCUCCAUGUCCAAUGUGUCAACUGCCUGCAUAUCUCAAUCUGUGGAAGGUCACAGUCCAUAG
Vigna radiata var. radiata (mung bean) is the source of this 558-nucleotide messenger RNA. Its product is annotated as squamosa promoter-binding-like protein 3. NCBI's taxonomy places the organism in Eukaryota, Viridiplantae, Streptophyta, Magnoliopsida, Fabales, Fabaceae. Gene Ontology annotation, cellular component: nucleus. The coding region runs from base 1 to 558 and encodes 185 amino acids. The transcript is spliced from 3 exons. Gene Ontology annotation, molecular function: DNA binding. The record is from RefSeq and is a predicted model, not a curated record.